AUGAGCCAUACAGAACCUAAAAGCGCUGCGGCGCCUGAGGAUCAAGAGAAGGGCGUCAACAAUGCUCCUCCAGCUUUUGUGCCUGAGCCAAGAAAUGAUGAUGCUGUUUUGGGGGAUGAGGAAGCAGAGAUUAUUGACUACAAGACCUUGACGUGGUGGCAAGGCGGUAUCGUCCUCAUCGCAGAGACAGUAUCCCUCGGCAUCCUCUCCCUCCCCUCCGUCCUCGCCACCGUCGGUCUCGUCCCCGGCAUAGUCCUCAUUCUCGUAAUGGGCUUCCUCUCCACAUAUUCCGGCCUCGUCCUCGCUGAAUUCCGCGCCCAAUACCCUUUCGUUCAAAACUUUGGCGACGCCGUCGAAGUCAUUGGAAAAUCCAUCGGAAUGGGUCGCGUGUUCCAAGAGGUUUUUGGCUGGGCGCAGGUUAUUUUCCAGGUCUUCGUCAUGGGAAGCCAUCUUCUGACGUGGACUAUUUGCCUGAACACCCUUACGAAUAGCUCGACUUGCACUAUCGUCUGGGCUGUUGUGGGGUUGGCGGUUUUCUGGGUUCUCAACCUACCGCGUACGCUGAAGUACACGAGUUACAUGUCUAUGGCAUCGUGCAUGUCGAUCACGCUCGCUGUUCUCAUCACUGUCGGAGAUGUUGCGCAUGAGCGACCUAUUGGUUCUGGAAGCAUCGAGGUUGCUCGUGAGCUCGGUUUCACUGGCGCUUUCUUGGCUGUCACCAACAUUGCCAUCUCCUUCUCCAGCCACUCUUGCUUCUUCACUGUCAUCUCUGAGUUCAAGAAGCCCGAAGAUUGGCCCAAGGCUCUGGCUUUCCUCCAGAUCGUCGACACUACUCUCUACCUACUCGCUGCUAUCGUCAUCUACGUCUUCGUCGGACCUGAUGUUCCUUCGCCUGCUUUGUCUGCUGCUGGCUCUCAUACUAUGCGAAAGGUCAUCUGGGGUAUCGCCAUUCCCACUAUCGUCAUUGCUGGUGUUAUUUACGGUCACGUCGCUUCAGCCUACAUCUUCCAGCGAAUCUUCCGAAACACCAAGCACAUGGUCCGCCGAACAAAGCUGUCUACCAUGGUCUGGUUCGGUGUCACUUUCGGUAUCUGGGCUCUCUCCAUGGUCAUCGCCGAAUCCAUUCCUGUCUUUAACAAUCUUCUUGGUCUUAUCUGUGCCCUCUUCGCCUCCUGGUUCUCUUACGGACUCCCUGGUAUCUUCUGGCUUUGGAUGCACUACGGAAACUGGUUCAAGGAUGGAAAGCAGACUUGCCGAUUUGUGGCCAACGUCAUCCUCUUCCUUACUGGCUUCCUUAUCUGUGUUCUUGGACUCUGGGCUUCUAUUGAAGCCAUCGCUGAGGGAGGAAGCAAAACUCCAUGGUCUUGCGCCAGCAACGCCGCGGAAUAG
Molecule: messenger RNA, 1389 nt
Organism: Fusarium subglutinans
Lineage: Eukaryota; Fungi; Ascomycota; Sordariomycetes; Hypocreales; Nectriaceae
Product: transmembrane amino acid transporter
Exons: 2
Coding region: 1-1389 (462 amino acids)
Biological process (GO): amino acid transmembrane transport
Cellular component (GO): vacuolar membrane
Molecular function (GO): amino acid transmembrane transporter activity
Source: RefSeq, a predicted model, not a curated record